Molecule: messenger RNA, 1566 nt
Organism: Diaporthe citri
Lineage: Eukaryota; Fungi; Ascomycota; Sordariomycetes; Diaporthales; Diaporthaceae
Exons: 5
Coding region: 1-1566 (521 amino acids)
Biological process (GO): molybdate ion transport
Cellular component (GO): membrane
Molecular function (GO): molybdate ion transmembrane transporter activity
Source: RefSeq, a predicted model, not a curated record
AUGCAGCUCGACAUCUACUGGACGACGCUGCUGGUCCUCCUACCCACCGUCAUCAUCCUCACAGGCCGCAACAUCAUAAUUCGGCCCCUGGCGCGGAUCCAGUCGAGAUGGCAAAAGGUCAACACCGAGGAGAGGCUCGAGGACGACCCUCCGAAACCUGCUGAUGAGACGGAGCCAAGAUCCACAGAUGACGACCUGAGGAAGUUCCGCCGCGGCUUCCUGAGCAUCUACCUCCUCGUCAUGUCCUCCGAGUGGCUGUCGGGGCCGUACCUGUACGCCCUCCUCCGCGACGACAGGGGUCUUCCCGAGCCCGUCGUGGUCGGGCUCUACGCAACCGCAUACACAUCAGCCGCGGUCUCCGCGCUCGGCGUGGGUUUCCUCGCGGACCGGUAUGGGCGGCGCAAGGCGUGCUUGGCCCAGUGCCUGAUCCACUCCUGCGCCUGCCUGACGGUCGUGUUCGGGGGUGAUUGCCUCCCCGUGCUGUUUCUCGGCAGGGUCUUGGCGGGCACGGGGCUGACGCUGCUGUGGACCGUGUUUGAGAGCUGGAUGGUGACUGAGUGGAAUGCGAGAGGGCUGGACCGGGGCGGUGCGGAGGGAGGGCAUGGCGGGCUCAGUGAGAUGUUUGGCGUGAUGACGACGACGAAUUGCAUGGCUGCCAUUGUCGGUGGGCUCUUUGGGCAUUGCGUGGUCUCGGUGUUCGGAUCGAAGACUUGGCCAUUCUGUGCCGGAAUAGUCCUGGAAGGUGUCGCAGCGAUCUUGAUGCUGAAAAGAUGGAACGAGAAUUUCGGCGUGGAGCAACAGCUCAGCGAAAACAAUCAAGAGUUUCUUGUGCCCGAGACCAGUGGCACCGGACGUCUUGGUGAUGGCCGUAUAUGGGCUUUGACCUUUGUGACGUGCUGCUUCGAAGGCACGGCAUUCCUUGUGAUCUUCCUCUGGCCAAGCGUCUUGCAGGGUGCACACGAAGCAGCAUCUGCCGAUGCUAACCCAGUCGAGAUACCUUACGGUGUGAUCUUUGGGUCAUUCAUGGCCGCGAUGAUCAUCGGGGCACUCUUCUUCAGUACCUCGUCAAAGUCAAUGAAGACUCCGGCGGCCCCAGUCCGGCUCCUUGUGAGCGCCAUCUCCCUGGCCUGCUUCAGCCUCUUGCUGUUGUCGGUUCUCCAGGUCGAGAUUCCCCUCUACUUCGCGUUCUUGGCGUUCGAGGUCGCGAAUGGCAUAUACGUGCCCAGUAUGGCCUACAUGCGUGGGCUGGUCGUAGACAGUAAGAGUCGAGCCGGGAUCUACGGUCUGAUGAAGAUCCCUUUGUUCAUCUUCGUUAUCCUCGCCCUGGGAAUCACAGCAGAAGGCAAGGGUUUCCGGUGCUUCGUGUUCGCUUCGUCAUCGAUAUCUCUCCUUUGUGCGGCGGUCGCACUGCUGGUCGAAUUCCGUUCGAGCCUGGGUGGUUCAGCAGGAUCUGGUCAUGUCGUGCAGGGGCGGAUUGAGGAUAGAGAUGCUCUUCACGGUGACAGCGAGUCUAAAGAAGAUGGGAGUCAACGCAGAGCGCGAAGGGGGUCCGGGCAAGAGGCUUGA